AAUGAUUUUCGAUUUUGAUAAUCCAGUUUUAGUCGAUUUAAAAACUCGAAAUUUCAAAUGUUUUUAUCAAGUGAAUAAAACAGGUCUCAUCGUAAAGCCACGACAUACCAGCCAAUGAUGCUGACGAACUCUUACCACAAGGAGCAAUAUAGAGCAGUAGCCUAAAUAAUCUCAAAUGUCGGUUUGCGGCUUGGGUUUUGUGGUAAAAUUUGUGGUUAAAUCAAGCCGCGCGUGGUUGAUAUUUUCCCAAUGUGUAUUUUUGAAGUUUUUGAUUGAGUUGGUUUUUGAUACCUGUAGCUCAGAAGAUCUCCAUCGGGAGUUGCUUCAUUGCCGUAUCAGCACUAGUAUGCUGACUAGGAAUAAUUGGUUCUGUUAUUUGGUCUUAAUUGGAAUUACUAUAGGAGAUAGUUCCAAAGCAGACAAAGAACCAAGUGGCUCCAGGCUGUCUACAUGUCCGAUUGUUUGUCCAGCAUGUGCAGUGGACCAUAUACAGGGUUUUUGGCAAUCACAGUUGCCUCGUGACAAAAUAGGGGCCUGUGGUGGCAGCGGCGUGCUUGAAAAACCAACUGAUACUGUACCGGGUCUUUAUAUGGAGAGACAUAUAAUUCAUGUAAAGAACAAUGUAUCGGAAACAAUAUACCUCAGUUUUCGCGAUAAUGGCACUGCCUCCCACUUACCUCGAAACCCUAGCAGCAUUACUAUUCAAACACGUUACAUAAUUACAUUGACAUCAACUGUACCUAUGAAGUGGGUGAUUAGCCAUGAACCUCAAGCAAGCACCAAAUAUGUGUUUUAUCUUACUUAUGGAGGGAGCAUUUAUAACUACAAGACUGGCGUAAAAAUUGAUGCAACUUAUUUUGGAAAAAUACAGCCUUACAUGAAUCCUGACCAAAUUAUAGAUGUAGUUGCACAAGAUGCUUUCAAUUCUGAUGCAGUCACUUCAUUCAGUUACUUGCAGCAAGCUCACUUUAUACAGUUCACUCUUGGAAGCUACAAUCAAGACGCCUUAUGCUCGUCAUAUGGCACGUACGAAUCCCCGCAAAACAUUGCAGCUUCUUACUUAAUACACAAAAGUGGUGAAGGUUGCGUCACUGAAGCUGCUACAAUUUCUGACCCAGUGUAUGUUUUGCAAAUUCAGAACAGACGAAGUUCAAAACAAAUAGUGCUGCAAUUGGAGGGCUUGUCAUUCCUAACUAAAGGCCAGAAACUGACGCUUGUGUUAAAAAGUAGUUUCCCAGUUGAAUGGAAAUUAAUUGCGGACUUUGGAUCUUCUGUAGCUUCCGAUAUGGAUCUAGUGAUUGAGUCCAGUUGUUCUGUAAACACAACAGACCUCUCCUUUGAGGAUAGAGCUUCUAUUAUUGUGAGAAAUUUCAACAAUUUGGACGCGGAAGGCUCAAAUUUACUUGAAGCAGCUAACACAGUGUAUUCACAAGUAAACGGAUAUUCUGAAUUUAGUGGUGAUGUCAACUUUGUUCGGAUUAAAGUCGCACAAAAAGUUCCCAAAGUGCCAGAUGUAUCUCAAAGACAGAUGAUAAUGUUAAGCAGCACCUUCAGUCAUCAUUGCACUCAAGAUACCAUUAAUGUGUUUUGGAACGGUUUCAUAAUUUUGGACGCCAGGUUGGUCAUGCAGAAUUUAAAAAGUUCUGGUUGUCUAGCUUACUGUGAAGAUGAAAUUUCGUGCACAUUGUCGGCAAGGGUUGGGGAAUGUGGAGUAUUUAAGAAUGAAAGAAAUCAGUUACAAAUACAAGUCAGUUUUGAUUUUGGUCGAGACUUGGAUGCAGGACUUGUCAUUGUUGGAAGGAAGGCUUUCAACAUCACAUGCACAAUUCCUCCAGAAAUCAAGAUGCAAGCCUACCCUGAUUACGAGAGAACUCGCCCGAUUGAAUUUCCUCUUUACCUCCCAGAUUCAGAACCAAGAAGAAAUAUUUUCAUUGAGAUAUCAGCGGACACAGAUGAGGACACGGGUAUGGGGGUUCAUUUAGAUGAAUGCUCAAUCAUCAAGCACCAACAAUCCACAACCAACAAAAUACAACUUAUCUCUGGGAAUUGUCCUGUCAACCAGCAUGUUAGUUUCAUGGUCCCACACACCAACAUGCACAAGCAAACCUUUACUUUCCCAUCUUCAAUGUUGGAUGAUAGCAGUGUUGCCAACUUCACAGUGCAGUGUUGCGCGUUUCUUUGCUCUUCUAUUGGAAACCAAUACCCCAAGUGUGCCAACGAGCAUGGGAUGAAUUGCCGGAACGCUCAAUCAACAAAUCGAGUUUGCCACGAUGAUAAAUAUGAGGUUGGACCGUUCCUACAUAUUACAACAUCUACACAAGCAAUGAUAAUUGACACUUGGAAAGAAGAAAGCAAAGAGAUGAAAAUUGAGUUAAAAUACAUGCUUGGUAUUUCAUUUGGAAUGUUCCUUGUGGGCGUACUCCUUGUUUUUACACUUUGUAAAAUACGGCAACAUUACAAAAGAGUUCCGCGUCGUGCAGCAACAGAACAAGAUCAAUGUUUGUUGAACAAUAAAUGUUCGUACACGCAUGCAAGCAGCCAAAGUGAGAGUGGUGAAAUAUCGAGGCAGACUCUCUAUGUGAAUGUCAACAACAGAUCGAAUAAAAUUAUGGAGAAAGAGUGCGGGAGUGGGAAGAGUGAAUACAUGGGACUGUACCACAUAUCCCCGCUUGUGUCUCCUAAUUACACCGAAAAACACAUCGUGGAGGUCGUUGAAAAGGGGAAGCAAGAAGAAAGUGAAUCACCAUUGUUAGGAACCUGCCCGCUCGAGCACAGAAACUGCCGAGCACUUACCAACACACAAGGCAAAAGCAGGGGGCAUGCCGAUGACACCUCGAGUGCCGACAGUGGUGUUCCUGUUGAACCUGACAAAUCAGAAUCAAGCUCUAUUACAUCACAAACUGCUGCACAGGUUUUCGUCAGUAACUUGACAGACAUGAAGGAGGAGACGGUCUGAUGGAUACAAAGCUAAUUUCUGCUUGACACUUUUGCUUGACAGUCGUCCACAACCUGUACAUAUGACGACGACCCCUUUGAACCGUGAUGACCUCUGCCACCCCUUGUUCCUGACCUCAUUUUUUAUUAUUUAAUGUUUCUUAACUUCACCUCAAACCAUAAGUUAACUAUACUCGCCGAUGGGCCUCACAACAUAUUCUUAUAUUUGUAUGACGAAAAAGACAUCGUGCUUUCCACAGCGACAAAACUUUAUUGCGCGCUUGAAAUACGUGGUGCAACUUUAUUCCAGUCUCUCACCUCACCAAACCUUGUUCCAAUCACAACUUAAUGCUCCAUCAGCAACAAACAUGUUGGUACUCCCAUCCUGAAGGUCACUUACUUUUCUCGCUGUUACUUCUCUCACCUCAGAUUCUCUCCAUGUUUCCUUGCAUGGGAGAGAUGGAUUUCUUCGUGUCCCAUCUUAUUCCUCAGCUCGCGUGUUUAGUUUUUCGUUCAACACAGAAGACGGAAACAUUCAACCUCUUUUUCCCGUGGCAUCGUAUACCUCAAGAAGUAUCACCCGAUUUUUCACGUCGUGUGUUCUUUGUUUUCACUUUUAGCUCGCUACUGAUCCUGUAUGUCUUGGGAGAGACAUGUUACUUCCGAAUUCACUCAAUUUGGGUUUCUGAUCACGAGAACCGUCCUCAAAAUUGGUGUUCUGGCAAUUGCCCCUACCUCUUACAAGUGGAUUCCUUAGCAAUAUUGUUUUAUGAUUGCUGUUGAAGCAUUGCUUGCAUUCGGUUACUUCACACGCCACUUCCCAAAUUUCAACAAUGCUUACAAGAACCUCUCAAUUUCUGGAUGAAACCUCAUACAGUUUGAAUGUUUGGUGAUAUUUACCAUCAAGUUCACAUUUAUUUCCUUAUAUAUCAAGUUCCAUUGUUACUCAACAUAAAGUUCCAAGAUAAAAUGCAAUAUGUUUCCCACAGUUCCAAAUCAUGAUCUUAAUUUUUUUACAGGAGCAACGUUGUGCCUCUGCUUUCAUUUAAUCACCUUCUUACAUUUUUAAAUCAUGUAUUCUUAAUGAAAUGGUACAGAAUUAUGUUACCCACACAUGCCAAGUUGCCCCAAAUUUAUUGAACUCAAAACUGAAUCUAUUUCAUAUUUUAUGACAACCAACAUGAAACAAGUGUUUGUUUUUGCACAAGAAAACAACAUACUUUGUUCAAUUUAUGAAGCCACCUCAAUAUAUAAAGCAGCGGUUUUCUUUUUCUUUCUGUUUAUGUUCACCUCUCCAUGACCACUACCUGGCCCACAGUUAACCAUCGACAAAAAUUUGUACAAGUUUGAUCAAAAUCAGCUGAAUCACUUCAGGCCCUCCUGUCAUUGCCGGUUUUAUUGCUUUUACCCAACCAGUAAAUUUUCGAAAUAGCUUGAAAAUGUAGUUGCUGCGUUUUAUGAACUUUCUCAGCUGUUUCCAUGCUAUUUCCGGUAUUGCUUGUACUCAAGAAAAGACGAAAUCCAAGUACAAUGUUCCACAUAUGUUGUGUUGUUGUUAUAUACCUCUUUUUUCAAGCGCGAUUUUAGCCGUUUCACCAUUUCAACAAGUACGAUUUUGUGUUCAAUGUACCGACUACUUUACCAAACUCAAUUUUGUGUAUGUCGUUAUUUUCUUAUUAUGGUAUUGUUCAUUGUAGUCGCCUACCCAAACAUGGGUUAUACCUCUGGCUUCACUUUUGCUACUCGCACUAAAUUUUUUAUUACAUUUUUUAAAAUUCCUUUGGUUUUCUCUCAUUUGGCUGGGCGGCUACUUUAUUUGUUUAAUGUAUUCGUGUGCGAGCAUCUAGCUUGCAGUGACCUUAAAUACCUCAUUUUUACGUCGGGGCGAUGAUAUAAGUACCGAGCAAAACCGGGUUUUUUAUUUCCACCCCUGUGCUCGACACGGCACAUGGGGUCCGGUAAUCUUUACAUUGCACCAUCCCCUUUGUAGAAUCUCGUUUAUUGCCUCGACCCAUGUGCACUAAUACAAAUUGUACUGCUCGUCCUUUUGGUCGGCGUGCUUUGUGAGUUGGUAACCUUGUCAUUACGUGGUGUAAUAUUCGGGCAAGAGCAUUAAACAACAAACACAGAAACACCAAAA
Ciona intestinalis (vase tunicate) is the source of this 5074-nucleotide messenger RNA. RefSeq lists its product as uncharacterized. Lineage: Eukaryota; Metazoa; Chordata; Ascidiacea; Phlebobranchia; Cionidae. The record is from RefSeq and is a predicted model, not a curated record.